Molecule: messenger RNA, 618 nt
Organism: Malassezia vespertilionis
Lineage: Eukaryota; Fungi; Basidiomycota; Malasseziomycetes; Malasseziales; Malasseziaceae
Exons: 2
Coding region: 1-618 (205 amino acids)
Biological process (GO): protein retention in ER lumen; retrograde vesicle-mediated transport, Golgi to endoplasmic reticulum
Cellular component (GO): Golgi membrane
Source: RefSeq, a predicted model, not a curated record
AUGAUGCGCGCCGAAGAGCAGGGCAAUGCCCCGCAUGAGAACCAAUUUUCGCCGGCGAAUGUGAUGCAGCGCGCGCAUAUGCUGAACAUGCGUGCGCAACACAUGAUUGAUAGUCUUGCGCCAUUCGCCAAAGAGCGCUGGGCCGGCACUGGUGUGUUGCUUUUCCUGUUCAUGCUGCGCAUUGUUUUUGCGCACGGGUGGUACAUUGUGUGUUAUGCGCUGUUUAUCUAUUUGUUGAAUCUUUUCCUUGCGUUUCUUUCGCCCAAGUUUGACCCUGCACACGAGUCAGACCUGGCGGCACAGGACGUGGAGGAUGGCGAGCCCGGCCUGCCCACCUCGUCGAAGCCAGGCGGUGGCCUGAUGAGCAAUGUAUUCCACGGCUCGAGCGGCCAGGCGGAUGCGGAUACAGACGAGUUCCGGCCGUUUAUUCGGCGUCUCCCCGAGUUCAAGUUUUGGCUCUCUGCGACACAAGCGACACUCGUCUCUAUUGUUGCCACCUUUUUCAGCGUCUUUGACAUCCCCGUCUUUUGGCCCGUGCUUGUGGUCUACUUCGUGACGCUCUUUGUACUCACGAUGCGCCGCCAAAUCCAGUAUGUCGAUGACCAGCGCUCACGCUAG